Pelecanus crispus (Dalmatian pelican) is the source of this 1033-nucleotide messenger RNA. The record is from RefSeq and is a predicted model, not a curated record. NCBI's taxonomy places the organism in Eukaryota, Metazoa, Chordata, Aves, Pelecaniformes, Pelecanidae.
AUGCAGAGUUCGGAGGGUGGCUCAGACUCAGCAGCUUCGGUGGCACUUCACACUUCUGCGUCAGCCCAAGCUCCGGUAGUGCAGCCGGUGCCAGCGUCUCAGCAGAGGGUUUUGGUCCAAGCAGCAGGCUCCGCUCCCAAAGGAGCGCAGAUGCAGCAAAUCUCUGUUCCCAGAGUUCAGCACGUUCCACAACAGGUGCAAUCCGUGCAGCACGUAUAUCCAUCCCAGGUCCAGUAUGUGGAAGGAGGAGAAGCUGUUUAUACCAAUGGAACCAUACGAGCCGCCUACUCCUACAACACCGAAGCUCAGAUUUACGCCCCCAGCAGUGCAGCAUCCUAUUUCGAACCGCAGGGAGGUGGAGCUCAGGUGACUACAGCGGCAUCCUCUCCUACAGCCAUUCCCUCUCACAACAUGGUGGGCAUCACCAUGGACAUUGGGGGAAGUCCGAUCCUCUCCGGCUCGGGAGCCUAUCUCAUUCAUGGGGGGAUGGAAAACACUAGACAUUCUCUGUCACAUACUUCACGCUCCUCUCCAGCAACGCUUGAAAUGGCGAUUGAAAACCUACAAAAAAAUGAAGGGAUUACAUCACACAAAAGCAGUUUGCUCAACAGCCAUCUCCAGUGGUUGUUGGACAACUACGAGACGGCGGAAGGCGUUAGCCUUCCCAGGAGCUCUCUCUACAACCAUUACCUGCGGCACUGCCAGGAGCACAAACUGGAUCCAGUGAACGCCGCUUCCUUUGGAAAACUGAUCCGGUCGGUGUUCAUGGGGCUGAGGACUCGCCGCCUGGGAACCAGGGGAAACUCCAAAUAUCAUUAUUACGGGAUCCGUCUAAAACCAGAGUCUCCACUGAACCGUUUGCAGGAGGACACCCAGUACAUGGCAAUGAGGCAGCAGCCCAUCCACCAGAAGCAAAGGUAUAGACCAGCACAGAAGAUGGAUGGCAUGGCAGAGAGCGGGUCCAAUAGUAACCCGCACACUACGCCGGAGCAAUCCGUUGCUGCUCAGAGUCAACAUCAUCAGCAAUUCAUAG